UGUCUCUUGUGCAUUCUGUGUUGUUUGGGUCUGUCACGUCACUUGUCUUUUUUUACCUUAGCUGUCUGAGGGUCAUCUUGGCAUCUGUGAUCUUUGCGUUCCUCGGCCCGGCACCAACGCCACAGGCCUUUUGACUCGGGAGUCCGGACAGGCAUCGCAGUCGUAUCUGUCUUUAGAAGCAUCCGGUCAGAUGUCUUUUAAGGUGUCGUUCCGAGCGGUAGCGACAGCCGCGCACCCCAACGAUCCAUUAUAGCGGCUUAGGACUCGUGAGAACGCCAAGCUAGGUAGCUCAUUCUUACCGUAGGCUUUUCAGGCAUCCCCUUGUGCGGUUCUCAGAAGACAUAGUUUUCUUAGCAUCUUCUUCCUGCAGGGUUCUUUGAGCCUCAUCGGCUCCGAGCCGGCCGUCUCGCCUAGGUCAUCUCGUUCCGCAAUCUCUCUGUCCUCGCGGGCAUUUUUCUCGCCAAGAGAUUUUUCUCCUCGUGGCGUCCCCUCGUUUGUCGUGUCCUGUCCUGUGUCACGGGUGUCUGCACGUAUUUGUCCCGGAGCUGCUCUGUCCUGCUGCAUAGCCAGGCGUAAUUGCACAAGUCCUGGAGACCUGCAAUUUGGAAUGGGGGAUGUAGUUGUAUUCUAGAUGGUAUUCCUAGAUUCAUACAGGAUGCUUGGACCUGUUAAGUUAUCCUACAGUUGUUUGAAUUUUCUCCUAACUUUCUUUCAGAUGCAGACAUUUAAGAUCUGUGGCAGAGCGCCCCUCCCGGGUCAGGGGGUUUUCCCCAAGAAGGAAGUCCAGGCAGAUAGCUGCAGUCAAGGCCAAGUGUGCAAGGUGUCAUUGCUGCCCUCGGCGUGUGAAGGAACAGAGUCAAGCGGGUAUCCUCCUGGCAGCCUGUUGAGUCGCAUCAAGAUUUCAGGUACCGUGAGGAGGCGCAUAGGUGAAAUUUGGAAACGGCAGCACCGAAGCGGAUGUAGAGACCGUGUCGCCGUCCACGUCCGGCUGAUGAUGGAUUUUGUCUGGUUGUCUUGCAAAAGCUAAGUGUUGGGGCCCGUAGGUGGGAGAAGGGGAAAAACCUUUACUAUCACAGGAGACAAUUAGAUGUUAGCUUAGAGGAGAGGCCCAUAGUGGGACGGGCCUCUAGGAAGCAGAGGGAGAGGGUUUCUACUCAGCCUCACCAGAGUCUUCGCCGGGCAGGGCAGUUCCGAUCCGUCUUUGCGUCCUCGCGAGGUUUGCGUCGGCGGCCUUCUUCGACUCUCGACGUCGUCGUGGAUCUUUUCACCCGAGGAGCCCGCCUUCACGUCCGGAGCUCUAGCCACGGUCACGCCGUAGUCAUCGCUUUCUUGUCUAGGCCUACUGAGCUUCUUAGGCUUCCUCUUAAGUCCUUUGGCACUAACAUCUUGAAAGGAGUUAAAUUUCAUCAUCAUAUGCUAUUGCCCUAGGGCUUUCUUUCCUUUGGUAUCAUCGGCCUAUGAGUCAUCUUGGACUAGCAAUCUUGGGUCCAUAAGGUGGAACUGCCAGGCAGUUUCCACUCGUGUCUGUGUUAUGUUGUCCGUGUCUGUGUUAUGUUGUCUGUGUGUGUGUUACGUUGUCCGUGUCUGUGUUAUGUCGUCCGUGUCCAUUGAUUUGUGCAUCAUAGGCCUUUGUUACAUCUUGAGGCUUUCUCUGCAUUGUUCUCUGCCGUAUCGGCCAUAUUUUACUCGUGUACCUUCCUGGAUAUCGCUUAUUCCAGCAUCGUUACAUUGUUACUUUUUGAGACGGGAAGAAGUACAGGAGACGUUCUCAUCCAUCUUCCUUCUCACCUUUGGUAGCGCCUUCUCUUCCCGUGCCAUUCUCUCGGACUUCUAGAGGGAGCAUAUUAGACCGUCGUCACCUGACCGCAGUAGUUCCGUAGCUUGCGCCUUCUCAAAGGGUAUAGGGCUCAACAAUUCAUCUUCCGGAGAGUUACGUCAAGUCCUCACUUAUAUUGUAUCUAUGUUGGCUUAUAUUGUACGUGCUUAGGUUGUACCUUCCUAUGUUGGCUUAUACUGUAUGUGCUUAUAUUGUAUGUACUUAUGUCGUAUGUACCUAUGUCGGUUUAUAUUGUAUGUACUUAUACUGUAUGUACCUACGUUGGCUUAUAUUGUGCAUAUAUUGUAUGUACCUACCUUGGCUUAUGUUGUACAUGCCUCUGUCGUGCCACUUACGAUCGGAGCUGCCCUGCCCAGGCGCGUAGUCACGGUUAGGUAGAGCAGUUAUAAAACUUUACAGUUCAUCUGUCUUCUAUGGGGGUUUUGGGUACAAAAUUUAUGGACCCGGAGCGGGAAUAGCUCCUUGCUGUCAGAUAGUCACUCGUUGACCGCCUCCCGUCGCCUCUGUCGUCUCGCAGGUCCCCGGGUCUCUACAAGUUAUCCCGGAAUCUACCGCCGGACAUCGAAGAGCCGCGGUCAGAAGACGCGUCGAAGCGUCAACGUAGCGUUUCAAGUAAGGGUCGCGGUCAGCGUGUAAGCGGAAGAGCGCGUGAGAGAGCGUGAUUGUCCGUGUCUGUCUGUGAGAGCUUGCGUCUGCAGGUGUGAGUGUGUGUCGACCGCUUCUAACCUUGUGCGUAUGGCCUUUGCCUUUCAGGUUUUUCAGCUCAUUUUUAAAUUUAGAAUAAAAAAUCCCCAGCCGGGGGGUUUUUUUUUUUUCCCCCCGGCUGGGUUUUUUUUUCCUCGGUCCCGGCCGGUCCGCGAGGCGACGUUCAUCGCCAAAGUUCGGAGGCGGACCGUCCCGGGACCGGGGUUUUCGUCAGGCAGGAGAAUUUUUUCGGACGCUCCCGGGAACCACGUUCCCGAGGAGCGUCGUGCAUGCGUGUCGAUGGCCGGGGGUCAGAGGAGCGGUUGAGAUGAGAGCGAGGGUGGGUUUGUGCGUGAGCUGAAGGAGGGCUCUGUGUGUGUGUGUUUGUGUGUGUGUGUUGACCGGUUCUAACCUUGUGCGUAUGGCCUUUGCCUUUCAGGUUUUUCAGCUCAUUUUUACAUUUAGAAUAAAAAAUCCCCAGCCGGGGGGUUUUUUUUUUUUCCCCCCGGCUGGGUUUUUUUUUUCCUCGGUCCCGGCCGGUCCGCGAGGCGACGUUCAUCGCCAAAGUUCGGAGGCGGACCGUCCCGGGACCGGGGUUUUCGUCAGGCAGGCGGAUUUUUUCGGAGGCUCCCGGGAACCACGUUCCCGAGGAGCGUCGUGCAUGCGUGUCGAUGGCCGGGGGUUAGAGGAGCGGUUGAGACGAGAGCGAGGGUGGGUUUGUGCGUGAGCUGAAGGAGGGCUCUGUGUGUGUGUGUUUGUGUGUGUGUGUUGACCGGUUCUAACCUUGUGCGUAUGGCCUUUGCCUUUCAGGUUUUUCAGCUCAUUUUUACAUUUAGAAUAAAAAAUCCCCAGCCGGGGGGUUUUUUUUUUUUCCCCCCGGCUGGGUUUUUUUUUCCUCGGUCCCGGCCGGUCCGCGAGGCGACGUUCAUCGCCAAAGUUCGGAGGCGGACCGUCCCGGGACCGGGGUUUUCGUCAGGCAGGAGGAUUUUUUUCAGAGGCUCCCGGGAACCACGUUCCCGAGGAACAACGAUUGCUGGGGCUUAACGGAGCGGUUGAAACGAUAGCGACAGUGAGUUUGUGUGCAAUGUGAAGGAGGCGGUCACGGUGGAUGACUGUUGGUUUCUGUGUGCUAUUUUUGUUUGGUCUUUCCUCUAACAAUCAAUCAAAAUGUAAUGUAAAUAGAAAAAAGGUUAUAUUGUGUUAAUGUGCGUUCGUUGUCUAUUGCCCCGUAUUGUUCCGUGUUUGCAUUUGCUGCUGCAUUUCCACAUACGGUUCUGUAUGUAAGUGGGAUUUCUACCGGUCAGUGUACGGAUUGUAUCUAUGCUCCCAUUGGUAUACAUUGUUUCCAUGUAUUUUGCUGGAGUGUAAAUAAAAAAAAU
Molecule: messenger RNA, 3900 nt
Organism: Vidua chalybeata
Lineage: Eukaryota; Metazoa; Chordata; Aves; Passeriformes; Viduidae
Exons: 5
Coding region: 632-1027 (131 amino acids)
Source: RefSeq, a predicted model, not a curated record